This is a messenger RNA of Phycodurus eques (leafy seadragon), 2377 nucleotides long. RefSeq names its product potassium channel tetramerization domain containing 13 (gene kctd13). Gene Ontology annotation, molecular function: ubiquitin-protein transferase activity; protein binding. NCBI's taxonomy places the organism in Eukaryota, Metazoa, Chordata, Actinopteri, Syngnathiformes, Syngnathidae. Gene Ontology annotation, cellular component: Cul3-RING ubiquitin ligase complex. Gene Ontology annotation, biological process: proteasome-mediated ubiquitin-dependent protein catabolic process; protein homooligomerization; negative regulation of Rho protein signal transduction. Bases 401 to 1396 code for a protein of 331 amino acids. The transcript is spliced from 7 exons. The record is from RefSeq and is a predicted model, not a curated record.
AUACCGGAAGAUGUUGAGCCUUCGUUACCGAAUGACCCAGUUAGCUUCUUAGAUUAGUGAAUAAUCGUAAAGGCAAACAAUUCAUUUGGUUAUUGUAUUUGUGUAGAUUUCCUUUUAUAAUGUAUUGUUUCUAAAGUCGUACGUCGGUGGCGAAACGAAUCUAAAAACAAGGAUUGUCGAAGCAAAAUGGACUAGUUGGCGUUGCUAUUUGGAUCAGCUAUGCUAGCUAACGUUAAAAUGAAUUGUCAAACCUUAGUUGCGCUCUAAAAAGCUUUGCCUUGUUCACACACGUUUUGUUCUCGGGCUUAUUAGUAAUUACGCAAUUAAAGUGUUCAGAGGAUCCUUCAAUUCAUCAGUUCCCGUUGAUGUUCUGUGUCUCAGCAAGGAACCAGUCAGUCCCAUGUCUGCUGAGGCGUCAGUCAGCAGUCAUGCUGCAAACUCUGCCCAGUCUGCUGUUUCCCAGCCUGUUUUCCAAAGCACUGUUGAAGAAAGACAUCAGGGUCUGUUGGGAAGCAAAUAUGUCAAGUUAAAUGUGGGUGGCUCACUGCAUUAUACAACUGUCCAGACAUUGACCAAGGAGGAAAGUCUUCUGCAGAGCAUUUGCAAUGGCGGAACUGAGGUGACCAUUGACUCAGACGGCUGGGUGAUUUUAGAUCGAAGUGGCCGACAUUUUGGCCUCAUUUUGAACUUCCUGCGGGAUGGAUCGGUACCGCUCCCUGAUGACCACAGAGAACUUGACGAGAUCCUGAAAGAAGCCCAGCACUACAGAGUCCAGGGGCUUAUCCAGCACUGCCUCACUGCCAUGCAGAAGCAAAAGGACAUUUUUGAAAGUGUGUGUCGCAUCCCCAUGAUCACAUCAGCCAAAGAAGAGCAGAGGAUGAUUGCUACCUGCAGAAAGCCGGUUGUAAAGUUGCAGAACAACAGGGGAAAUAACAAGUACUCAUACACCAGCAAUUCAGAUGACAACUUGUUGAAGAAUAUCGAACUGUUUGACAAACUUGUACUUCGCUUCAACGGCCGAGUCCUGUUUGUCAAAGAUGUGCUGGGGGACGAGAUUUGCUGCUGGUCUUUUUACGGCGAAGGUCGUAAGAUUGCUGAAGUAUGCUGCACGUCCAUCGUCUACGCCACAGAGAAGAAGCAGACCAAAGUUGAAUUUCCUGAAGCACGGAUUUUUGAAGAAACCCUCAAUAUCCUCAUUUAUGAGAAUGGUAGAAGGUCCGGUCCGGGAGGCUUGCACCUCUUAGAUUCUAGAGGGCCUGGUUCUUCGGUGGGCGCUGGCCAAUCAGAGGAAGAGGGCGCAGUGGGCGGUGACAGGCGAGUGAGGCGAAUCCACGUCAGGAGGCACAUAAUGCAUGAUGAAAGAGGGCACGGCCAGCAAACUGUGUACAAGGAUUAACAAUGUGAAGACAAAAAGGCACGCUGCAACAACAUGUUCUAUGAGCUGAUGGCAAUAUCUUCAUUGUCAGUAAUUGCAUUAUAUGUUACUGCCCAAGUUAAGGUUGUAACUGGAGGGAGGUGAAGAUGUUUACAAGAUAAAUGAUUGUGUACAGCUUUUUAAUAGGAAAAAUAGCCUGGGACAUGAAACUGGCAUAAAUAUGACUUCGAUAUUCUUCGCCUUCUUUUGAUGUGGGUGUUGAUGAUGCGCACUGGCAGCCUCUGUGUUUGACUUUAUGGAAGCACAGUUUCAGGCUUGAUCUGCUCGGAUUUUGUCAGGUUGUCCACCUUUUCAUGAAUAGAUGAGGUGUUUCUUGUUUCUUAAGUUUAGCUUAGAUACGUUAACACUGGAAUAGCCUGCGUAGCCAUUUUUUUGUGAAGUUGUCUAAGAAUGAGAUUGUUGGGCAGCUCUAAUUUUCCAUAUAUAAAUUAUUUCUGCUGUUGCUUUGGGAUGUCUUUUUUAAAUUAAUUUAUGAACCUAAUUUAUUGUCAUGUAUUUAACUUUUGUAUGCAAUCCCAGUGUUAACACAUGUCAAGUGGGUAUACAUUUGCACUCGAUAACACACAUCAGAUUUGUAAUGACUAAAAUUGUGAUGUUUUAUUUAAGUUGGUUUUAGGUGAUAUGUGUUGUAUUUAAUUCUGAGCCAUGAUUUUUCACUUUUCUUCAUGUCUUAUACCAAACCACAGAUAUUUGUUCCAAGUUAUUGGCAUAGCAGUAAUCUUAAUACGUCCAAGGUUGUAUUUUUUAUGGUUUUUAUACGCCUCUCCUCCCAUUUCGAUGAUUAUUCGCAGAUGUUUUGUGCACAGCUAAUUAAUUCUAAAGUUAAAACACUGAACAAUGUGCCUCCUUUUUAAAAAAUUACCCCAGAACACGAUGCACUACUUCACCUUCCAACUUCCGUCCAACUAUGGUGAGAAGAAAUAUUCCAAAUAAAUUAAGAAA